Molecule: messenger RNA, 1917 nt
Organism: Neolamprologus brichardi
Lineage: Eukaryota; Metazoa; Chordata; Actinopteri; Cichliformes; Cichlidae
Gene: fam181b
Product: family with sequence similarity 181 member B
Source: RefSeq, a predicted model, not a curated record
ACAUCAUUUGUCCAGCCCCCCGAAAGAUCUCCUUACUUUCCUCAGAGCGCGUCACUUCUACUCUGGAAUGUUUACAGGAACUUCAUGAGCAGCAUCAGGACCAAGUUUUUAUCAGUGGAAAAAGGGCAUGCUGUGAAGAAAUUUUGGGUUUAAGGAUCACAGUGGAUGCCACAGGUGUAGCUGCUGGGCUCAACAGAGUAAUGGCUGUUCAGACUGCAAUCAUGAACCCUCAGUUCAUGAAUUUCUGCUUCCCUGGCUCUGUGAUGGAGUAUGAUGUGGAAAAAAGUCUUGAUGGAAGUCUCCUGGGCGAGACAGAAAAUGAUGAGGACUACAAAGAGACGACGAGGGAUUUGUUGAGUUUCAUAGACUCAGCCUCCAGCAAUAUCAAGCUAGCUCUGGACAAGCCGGUGAAAUCUAAAAGGAAAGUCAACCACCGGAAGUAUCUGCAAAAGCAGAUCAAAAGGUGCACUGGCAUUAUAACACCAGGAAAUGCUGCAGAGGCCCCAGUAAAAAGACAGGGUUCUCCACUGACUCAGCCAAGCACUUUGCAGAGCAAAACUCUACCUAAGCGUGAUGGUGUUCAGGCCAACUUGCAGAGCAAAAGCUUGGCAGCUCUCUUCAGCCCUGUGAAGGAUAUAAGGGGUGAAAAACCCAAGAAACCACCGCUGAGGCAUCGCAACCUGCCCCCUUCUUUCUUUACCGAGCCUGCUAAUUGCUCCAAAGUCAGUUCAACAUCUGGGAUGACGCUGAAGGACUUGGAGCGAGGCAAUCCAGAGGCUACAGAGUUCUUUGAGCUACUGGGGCCCGAUUACUGCAACAUGGUCAGCGAUCAGGAUAUUUAUCAAGGCAUGCCUCUCCGGGUGCAGCCAGAGUUGGGAGGACCAGAUCCAGCUUCCUACGAUACUCAUCAUUUAGUUGGUGGCCUCCUCUACUCUGAACCCUGGACUAGCUGCUCAGGACCCUCUAAAAAAGUAGGGGAGAGUCUGCGUACAGGCCCAGCCCAGCCUCCUGUCUACUGUCAGUCUGAGGGUGCUACGGGGCCCAUAGAAGACAAUGCGCUGUGCACUUUAGCCUUUCCAAACUUCUUCGCAGACUGCCCCAUACCUCAGGUCACCUACGAUUUAACUGGUGGUUAUAACAGGGCAAAUUAUUCAUCUCUAUGAGAGGCUGACAAUUCUUUUGGCUUAUAAUAUGCAGAUAAUUAUGUUUAACAGUAGUUUAUCAUAUCAGGUUUGUUGUGAAAGCAGUGUUGCAACUGGAAAACAUGUAGCAUCAUCCCUACUCAACAAAGUGUGUCAUGCAAUUACUUCUGGAAACAAAGUAACUAUACCAAGUGCUUCUGUCACUCAUAGUUUUUCCACUUGUGAUAAAAAGCUUCACGCAUGUAUAUGAUUGCGUCUCUCUCAGGCAAUUUAUAUUGCAAUCGAUGAAAAUGCAUUUGAUUCUGGCUAUGCUGUUGCUUUAGUUAAGUUGUCCACUUGAGAAUGUGCAAAUCAGACUACAGAUUAUAACAUUUAUAUAUUUUACAAAAAUAAUCACACAAGCAGCACAAAUACUUGUUGGUUUAGUCCACAAAGCAUCUCUUUCUGUUUUUUUUUUAAUAUAUCAUAGGACUGUUUGAGAAAACAAAUGGAGCACUUUUCCUGCUAGUAACAUUUCUGUGCAGCAACAUAAAAGGGACUACUAAUUUUAAUUUUCAAACAGUAAUGUCUGAUGCCGUGUUUGCUUGAUGAAGUUUUAUAGCUCUGAAGUUAUUUUCAGCUGGAAGAAUUUCACUUGUGCCCUUUUGUCUGUGGAAAAGCCUUUAAUGUAUCUAGCUAUUGUAAUAAGAGGAAAUAAAGCUGGCCUUUAUUACUGUGUCUGGUUGUGUUCAUUGUGGUUGAGGUUUAAUUAUCAUGAAGAAAUGAGGAUACAAAG